Molecule: messenger RNA, 576 nt
Organism: Penicillium angulare
Lineage: Eukaryota; Fungi; Ascomycota; Eurotiomycetes; Eurotiales; Aspergillaceae
Product: low-affinity Cu transporter
Exons: 4
Coding region: 1-576 (191 amino acids)
Biological process (GO): copper ion transmembrane transport
Cellular component (GO): membrane
Molecular function (GO): copper ion transmembrane transporter activity
Source: RefSeq, a predicted model, not a curated record
AUGGAUCACUCGAUGCAUAUGGGCCAUGGUAUGGGCCAUGGCGAUAUGGAUAUGGGUGAAGGUCAAUGCAACAUGAACAUGAUCUUUACCUGGUCCUCCGAGAACCUUUGCAUCAUUUUCCGCCAGUGGCGCAUUACAGGCCCGCUUUCCUUCUUCUUCUCGCUCAUCCUUAUCGUUCUCCUCACGGCGGGUUACGAGGGUAUUCGCAAUAUUACCCGGAAAUACGAAUCAGCACACACACGACGCAUCAAUGCUUUCGCUGGAAGAUCAUCAACUGGAGAUGAUACCGACCCAUCCAUCGCCAAUGUUACCGCCGAGACUGCUGGAUUGCCUAUCAAUCACGACGAGAGCUCACGAUUACUUGUAGGAAGGGAUAAUCAGGCUGCUGUUAUUCGCCGAGGGAAGAUUACUAUGGCUGCCUUGUAUGCCAUUCAGGUCUUUUACAGCUUUUUUAUCAUGCUUCUCUUCAUGACUUACAACGGCACGGUUAUGAUCGCUGUUGCUGUUGGUGCUUUCGUAGGUUACCUCGCUUUCGCGGAUGGGGCUCCUGCUACCAAGUCGGUUGCUUGCCACUAA